CUGACAUAACCUCAAUAUAAUUUAAGAUUGUAUUUUGAAUUUUACAUUUUACGCAUAUUAUUUAUACCUAUUAUGUUCAAUGGCUUUUAUAAAAGAAUCAAACGUAAAUAUUCUCGAUAUAUUCCGAGAAAAAGAUUUAGUCAAAAUAUGUGCCCCCAUGGUGCGAUAUAGCAAACUACAAUUCAGAAAUUUGGUAAAGCUCUACAACUGCGAUUUAAACUUUACUCCAAUGAUUCUAGCCGAUUCGUUUUGUCAAAGUGAAAAAGCCAGGACCAACGAAUUUACGACAAAUUUUGUAGAUACGCCGUUAGUUAUUCAAUUUGCAGCAAAUACAGUUCACGAAUUUGUAGGCGCAGCACAUUUAGCUUCUCCUUAUUGUAACGGAGUGGAUCUAAAUUGUGGAUGCCCCCAACGGUGGGCUAGAGAACAGGAACUUGGAUGUGAGAUGUUAAAAAAUCCUCAAUUGGUAUAUGAUAUGGUCAGGCAAUGCAGAAAUCGCAUAUCCAAACCCUUCACUGUAAGUGUAAAAAUAAGAAUUCUAAAUGAAGACAAUAAAACAGUGGAACUAUGCAAACAACUAGAAAAAUGUGAUGUCAGUUUUCUAACACUACAUGGUCGUACUUCAACCCAAAUCGUAGGAGAAGUUAAUAGAGAUGCUUUAAAAGCAGUAAGUGAAAAUUGUGAUAUACCCAUAAUAGCCAAUGGAGGCGUAACAAAUCUCAAUGAAUGUUUUGAGCUAAAAGACUACACGGGAUGUAAAGGAAUUAUGGUAGCAAAUGGAAUAUUGACUAACCCAACUUUAUUCACAGGCAGUUCAAUUACAACAUUGGAUUGUGUUCAAAAUUGGUUGAAUAUUUGUUACAAUAGUACAUUAACACAGGAGAACUAUGAAAAAGAAACAAAUAAUCCAACUAAUUUGAUUAAAGAAAAGCCUUAUAACUUAUCCUUUCAAGUUUUUCAUCAUCAUUUAGUUUUCAUGUUAGAAAAAGUUCUCCCAAGGAGAAAGAGACAAAUUUUUAACAGUUUGAAAACUUUUAGCUCAGUUUUACAGUUUUUAGAAGAUUAUUUUACCAUCAGACCUCAUUUAUUUGAACCAGGUGUGUUUUUAAAAUAUGCCAAUUUCAAUUUGGAUUACACCAAAAGGGAAUCUGUUUAUCAAGAUUUGAAACCUAUUAUUGAAGACUUUAAAGAAUCUUUUCAAGUUUACAAUGCAGACAAUAGGGAUGGCAAAUAUUUUUGUUCUAAAAUUACAUCUGAUAAUAAUGAUAGUUGUGAUUGGUCAAAUUUGUUCAUUGAAAAUGGAUGA
Molecule: messenger RNA, 1306 nt
Organism: Psylliodes chrysocephalus
Lineage: Eukaryota; Metazoa; Arthropoda; Insecta; Coleoptera; Chrysomelidae
Source: the annotation of a GenBank genome assembly